Messenger RNA from Strigops habroptila (Kakapo), 1783 nucleotides. RefSeq names its product interleukin-1 beta-like. Bases 665 to 1480 code for a protein of 271 amino acids. The record is from RefSeq and is a predicted model, not a curated record. Gene Ontology annotation, molecular function: cytokine activity. NCBI's taxonomy places the organism in Eukaryota, Metazoa, Chordata, Aves, Psittaciformes, Psittacidae. Gene Ontology annotation, biological process: cytokine-mediated signaling pathway; cellular response to lipopolysaccharide; inflammatory response to antigenic stimulus. The transcript has 5 exons.
GUGACGGAGAGAGCUGCAGUGCUGUGGGCAGCGUAGGAGGAAGCCGUGGGGAAAUGGUGGAGCUGCAGCACUUGCGCCACUGGCCCUUCCGGGCAGCGCAGCUCCAGCCCUGACGAGGGUGGGCGUCAUCACAGUGGGACCUGGACGUGGCUGGGGCUGAGGCAAUCCCUGCUGGGUCAGCCCAGCCGCUGAGGGCUGGCACACGAGCACUGGCCCCACGCAUUGACCCCAAACCAUUCUCUGCCCCACAUACCAGCCCUGGAAUGUCACCCCUGCUCUCUGCUCCACACCCCAACCCCAAAGCAUCCCCCCAUUCUUCCACACGCACAGCCCCACACUCAGACCCACAGUGCUGUUCGGGGGCAGCUCCCCAGCCCUCUCGGUGUCUCUGGAGGAACUGGGCAAACCCAGGCAUUGCGAAAGGUGGAAACCCCGCUCUGACGGCACUUCCUUCAGAGGCUCUUGAAAACCCAGCGCGCCAACACUGGGCUCAGAGAGCGCCCAACAGGCAGCACAGGCAGGAGCAGGCAGCCGGGUGCCGCAGCACUCAACAGGUACCAGCAGGUCUCUCCCCGGGUUUCGCAGUCAGCAAUGGAGAUGGCUUUCGUCCCUGAUUUGGACACACUGGAGAGCAGCAGGUAAGCAUGGCCGUGCCGGAGGGGACAUGGAGGAUGUGAUACCGCCGUGGUGGCCCUGGCUUCACCAUCUCCCUUUGCCUUUUAGCCCGAAUGAGGAGACGUUUUAUGGUCCUGACUGCCUCUGCCUGCAGAAGAAACCCCAUCUGGACCUGGAGGUGGCAUCGCCUGGGGUGGGCAUCCAGGUGACAGUGACCAAGGGACACCCUGCCAGGACCUUUCGCCAGGCCGCUGUCCUCGUGGCAGCUGUGACCAAGCCGGCACACAAGGACUUUGCUGACAGUGACCUUGGGGACUUCCUGGAUGAUAUUUUCGAGCCUGUCUCCUUCCAGCGGAUUAAUGGCAGCUACGCCGGAGCGCCCAUCUACCGCUACACCCGUUCCCAGUCCUUUGACAUCCUUGAUAUUGACCAGAAGUGCUUCGUGCUGGAAUCACCCACUCAGCUGGUGGCCCUGCACCUGCAGGGACCCUCUGCCGGGCGGAAAGUGAAGCUCAACAUCGCUCUGUACCGUCCUCAGUCAUUGCAGGGUGGCCCAGGAACCGGGCGGGUGCCGGUGGCAUUGGGCAUCAAGGGCUACCAACUCUACAUGUCAUGUGUGCUGAGCGGUGCUGAGCCCAUGCUGCAGCUCGAGGAAGCUGACGUCAGGAGGGACAUCGAGAGCGUGGAGCUGACCCGCUUCAUCUUCUACCGCCUGGACAGCCCGAGCGAAGGCACCACGCGCUUCGAGUCGGCUGCCUUCCCCGGCUGGUUCAUCUGCACCUCCCUGCAGCCCCGCCAGCCCGUCAGCAUCACCAACCAGCCCGACCAGGUCAACAUCGCCACCUACGAGCUGAGCAGGCACUGAGGAGCCCCCGCUCCCCACCCAACCCAACUGGCAGUCGCUGGUUCUCAGGCUGUAUGUACCGAGUACAAACCCCAGUGGGACCCCCGUCCUCCCAAUCUAUUUCAGGUGAAAUAGCAGCUCUGGGCCCUGUUGGCCCGACCUAUCCCCAUUUGUACUUAUUUAUUAUGUCUGUCCAUGCUCUUGUUCUUAUUUAUUGUGUAACACCUCUUGCUUUUAAUUUAUUGUAUAUUUCAUUGGAAAUAUUGUGGGUUUGUUAUCUGGAAUUUGUUGCUAAUGGAGGUGGAAAUAAAAGGUUUCCCAGGA